UCUCUCUCUCUCUCUCUCUCUCUCUCUAUAUCUCUCUCUCGUGCGCUCCCUGCAAAGGAGAAGAGCACACGCCAUGGACGAGGGGACCCCGAGCUUCGUGUACGAAACCCUCCCCGCCCUAACCCUAGCUCCCGACGACCCCGCCCCCGGCGAUCCCUACCCCGAUCCCGCGGGCUCCUACGCCGUGUUCCGCACCGAGAUCACGGCGGCGGCGGGCCCCGCCGCAGACGCCCCCGCCGCCGAUUUCUUCGCCCUCGACGUCUCCGCCACCGCCACCCCGAUCCGCGACGAGAUCCCUCCGUCUCCGGCGCUGACGAGCUCGCGGGCUCCGGAGCCCCCUCUGGCGGCGGCGGCGGCGUCGGAGCGCGCAUGGUUCCGCGCCGGGUGCCGGUUCAAGAGCCCCAUGCUCCAGCUCCACAAAGAGAUCCUUGAUUUUUGUGUCUUCGUGUCACCAACUCCUGAAGAACAAGCUUCACGUGCUGCUGCUGUACAUUCCGUUUUUGAGGUCAUCAAACAUAUCUGGCCUCAAUGUAAGGUCGAAGUUUUUGGAUCAUUUAGGACAGGCCUGUAUCUUCCGACCAGCGAUAUCGAUGCUGUGAUUAUAGAGUCAAAGGUUAAGACUCCACAAGUUGGUCUUUACGCACUUGCUAGAGCGUUAUCGCAGAGAAGCAUUGCUAAGAAGAUACAGGUUAUAGCAAAGGCUCGUGUGCCAAUAAUAAAGUUUGUGGAAAAACAUAGUGGGAUCGCUUUUGAUAUCAGUUUUGAUAUUGACGGUGGACCAAAGGCUGCAGAUUUCAUCAAGGAUGCUGUGGAGAAGCUACCUCCUUUGCGGCCUUUGUGUUUGAUUCUGAAGGUUUUUCUUCAGCAAAGAGAACUUAAUGAGGUUUAUUCAGGUGGCAUUGGUUCAUAUGGUCUUCUUGCAAUGCUAAUAGCACAUCUACAGAUGCAAUGGGGAGGACAAGAUUUACAUAGUCAUCACCAAUCCAAGGAGCAGAAUUUGGGAAUUCUUCUUGUCCACUUCUUCGAUUUUUACGGACGAAAGUUAAACAAUUGGGAUGUUGGCAUCUCUUGCAACUCAAAAAGAACAUUUUUCUUGAAAAGUAACAAAGGAUUUAUGAAUUCAGAUCGACCGUAUCUUCUCUCAAUUCAGGAUCCGCAGGCACCAGAGAAUGAUAUUGGGAAGAACUCUUACAACUACUUUAAGGUGAAAUCAGCCUUUUCAAUGGCCUACGCAGCACUAACGGAUGCCAGCAGCAUUAUAAGCCUAGGAUGGGAUAGGAGCAUUCUCGGCACCAUAAUUAGACCAGACCCUAUUCUCCUCAAUCGUAAGGGUGGCAAAAACGGCGAACUCACCUUCAGCAACCUGCUUCGAGGAGCAGGCGAGCCGACAGCCCAGCAAUUCACAUACACAAACAACGUGAUCUACAAUUGGCAGCUGACAGACGAUGAGCCACUGCCAAGGGAAACUCUACAUGCUGAGGAUGGCAGUGUACUGCCCUCUCGAAAGAGAAGGCCCUCGAAAUCGAGUCAGAAGUCGAGUAAAAGAGAGAAAAAGGAUAUUUCACAGAGUAGCCUUGGAGAGAACAAGGUCAAGAAGAUAAAGAAGCACGGAAAGGGAUCUCGAGAUUAUGAGAGAGUAACGAAAAGUCUUCCUCGUAACUCAAACAGUAGUCGGUGGUGAGUAAUGCUAUGUGAUUAAUUUCUUGCUUUUAUGCGCAUAAUCUCGUAGGCCCUGCAAACAAUGGUUAAAAGAUGAUGCAGAAGCAUCACCUUGCGGGCUUGGCAAUGACAGUAGUUGAGAGAGCUGAAGAACAUCGCAGGUGGUCUUUGCCAUGUCAAUCAAACUGAUAUGCUGCUGCGUGAACAUAGUUGUCGCUCACUGUAUUCCGGUGGUCGCAGCAACAUUAUGUAAAGGCUGUGACAUAUUCAUUGUAUUUUAGACAUUUUUUUAAUUUAUAUUUAGUUAGAAUAUAUACUGCACUCAAAAUGGUGUUCUCUUCCUUUGGUGAUGGAAGAGGAAAUGCAAUCUUGAAAUUCUGUUUCCCUUAAUCCCUCGAAGAAGGUGAUUCGAUUUCAUUUCAAGUAUGCUACUAGGUAAUGCAUCAAUUUUAGCAUUGGCUGUUGUACCAUUUUCUGUUUUAAUUGCUGCAUUUUUACGCUCUAUUGUCUCUCUAUCAAUUUAUCAUUUCUGUGUUA
This is a messenger RNA of Ananas comosus (pineapple), 2196 nucleotides long. RefSeq names its product non-canonical poly(A) RNA polymerase PAPD5. Bases 74 to 1681 code for a protein of 535 amino acids. The record is from RefSeq and is a predicted model, not a curated record. Gene Ontology annotation, molecular function: poly(A) RNA polymerase activity; mRNA binding. Gene Ontology annotation, cellular component: TRAMP complex; nucleolus. NCBI's taxonomy places the organism in Eukaryota, Viridiplantae, Streptophyta, Magnoliopsida, Poales, Bromeliaceae. The transcript is spliced from 13 exons. Gene Ontology annotation, biological process: RNA 3'-end processing.